ACGUACUCCUCUGCCUUAACCACGCAGCAAGCGAAGAGCCUUCUUCUUCUUCCUCUAGCUUCUUCACACGAAAGCAUUAGUCAUGGCUUCCCAUCGCUCUAUCCCCUACUCCAUUCCCAGUACAACCACAAAAUUCUGCCUUUUAUUUUCACUGCUUGUGGGAAUGGCCUCUGCCCAGUUAUCCUCUACUUUCUAUGAUACAUCCUGCCCCAAAGCCCUUUCCACCAUUAAAACCGUUGUUGAUGCUGCAGUGGAAAUAGAGGCACGCAUGGGGGCAUCGUUGCUCCGUCUUCACUUUCAUGAUUGCUUUGUUAAUGGAUGUGAUGGAUCUGUACUGUUGGAUGGCCCCAAUUCAGAGAAAACAGCUGCUCCCAAUAAUGGUUCGCUAAGGGGAUUUGAUGUAAUAGAUACCAUCAAAUCUCAAGUAGAGAGCGUAUGUGCUGGUGUUGUAUCUUGUGCUGACAUCUUAGCCGUUGUUGCAAGAGACUCUGUUGUUGCCCUAGGUGGGCCUUAUUGGACAGUUCUAUUGGGCAGAAGAGACUCUACCACCUCAAGUGCAAGUGAUGCUAAUUCCAACAUCCCUGCUCCAACUUUGGAUCUUAGUGGCCUUAUCACUUCCUUCUCAAACAAAGGUCUCACUGCCAAUGAAUUGGUGGCUCUUUCCGGAGCUCACACAAUAGGCCAAGCUAGAUGCAUUAGCUUCCGGGCCAGGGCAUACAAUGAAACCAACAUAGACUCCUCAUUCAAAACAUCACUACAAUCGAAAUGUCCAAGCACCGGAGGGGACAACAAUCUUUCCCCUCUUGACGUCACUUCUCCGACAACCUUUGACAAUGCUUACUUCACGAACUUGAAAAACAAAAAGGGUCUGUUGCACUCGGAUCAACAGCUCUAUAAUGGAGGUUCCACAGACUCUCAAGUUGAUACUUACAGCUCCGACUCGGCAACUUUCAAAACAGACUUCGCGAACGCCAUAGUGAAGAUGGGGAACAUUAGCCCACUUACGGGCACGAGCGGCCAGAUCAGAACAAACUGCAGGAAAACCAACUAAAAAUCGAAGGACCGGAGUGUUCUUCUGGUGGCUUUGGGUGUCCAAUAAUAAUGGUGUUUGUUUGAAUGUUGUCGAUGUGAUUUCGUUUUGUAGUCAGUUAGACAACAAUCUCGGAGAAAUCUUGUUAUUAUAUUUAAAGAUGUGUUGACUAUCAUAUAUUUACAUCCCCCAGUUGAAUGAUAAAUUAUAAUAUUAUAUUCAGAACU
This is a messenger RNA of Alnus glutinosa, 1257 nucleotides long. Its product is annotated as cationic peroxidase 1-like. The coding region runs from base 83 to 1051 and encodes 322 amino acids. NCBI's taxonomy places the organism in Eukaryota, Viridiplantae, Streptophyta, Magnoliopsida, Fagales, Betulaceae. The record is from RefSeq and is a predicted model, not a curated record. The transcript is spliced from 4 exons. Gene Ontology annotation, molecular function: peroxidase activity; heme binding. Gene Ontology annotation, biological process: response to oxidative stress; hydrogen peroxide catabolic process.